Sphaeramia orbicularis (orbiculate cardinalfish) is the source of this 1708-nucleotide messenger RNA. RefSeq names its product ubiquinol-cytochrome c reductase core protein 2a (gene uqcrc2a). The record is from RefSeq and is a predicted model, not a curated record. The transcript has 14 exons. Gene Ontology annotation, molecular function: metal ion binding. Lineage: Eukaryota; Metazoa; Chordata; Actinopteri; Kurtiformes; Apogonidae. Bases 92 to 1471 code for a protein of 459 amino acids. Gene Ontology annotation, cellular component: mitochondrion.
UAUAAUCAGCGGCGCCGCGCAUUGCAUUGUGGGUAAGAAGUCAGUCCCUGCCGCCAUAGCUGUCUACCGGUGAAGGAGAGGUCCUUGAGUCAUGAGAGGAAUCCGGUAUUUUAAUAAUGUCCCGAAACGGUGCUAUGCUGCUGCCAGGAGGAGUGAACCCCUGACUGAACCCCUCUCGGGCCGCAAACCCUCCCCUGCGGCCCCUCUUCCUCCCCAAAAUGUCCAGGUCUCCAAGCUUCCCAACGGUCUUGUGAUAGCAUCACUGGAGAGCUACUCCCCAUUGGCCAGUGUCAGUUUGUUUGUCAGAGCCGGGAGUCGUUAUGAAACUGUGGAAAACAGCGGGGUUGCUCAUGUGCUUCGACUGGCAGCAAACUUGACCACUAAAGGUGCAUCUGCCUUUAAAAUAUGCCGUGGUGUGGAGGCACUGGGUGGCAGCCUUAGUGUGACAUCUUCAAGAGAGACCAUGGUUUACAGUGCAGACUGCUUGAGAGACAACUUAGACUCACUAUUGGAGUAUUUGGUGAAUGUGACCACAGCUCAGGAGUUCCGGCCAUGGGAGGUAGCGGAACUGACGUCCAGGGUGAAUAUUGAUAAGACACUGGCUCAGCAGUGUCCUCAAAUAGGUGUAAUUGAGAGACUUCAUGAAGCUGCAUACAAAAAUGCCCUGUCCAACUCUUUGUACUGUCCUGACUAUAUGGUGGGCCGUGUCUCACCUCAACAGCUGCAGUCAUUUGUUGAUGAAAAUUUCACCACUGGCAGAAUGGCUCUUGUAGGACUAGGUGUGAAGCACUCUACUCUUCGACAGGUCGGUGAGGGGCUCCUCAGCGCUCGCUCUGGACCUGGAGCUCCUGUGGCCAAGGCCAUUUAUCGCGGAGGUGAAGCCCGGAUUCACAGCAAUGACAACUUGGUCCACUCACUAAUUGUAAGUGAAGGGGGUGUUGCAGGCAGCGCAGAGGCUAAUGCCUUCAGCGUGCUGCAAAGGGUCCUGGGAGCUGGGCCACAUGUGAAGAGGGGCUCCAACAUCACCAGCAAACUGAGUCAGGGCAUCGCCAAAGCUACCACACAGCCAUUUGAUGUCACAGCGUUCAAUGCUUCAUACUCUGACUCUGGCCUGUUUGGAGUCUAUACCAUUUCACAAGCAGAUGCCGCUGGAGAGGUGAUCAAAGCUGCCAUUUCUCAACUUAGAGGUGUGGCUGAGGGAAAUGCAUCAGACGCUGACAUCACCAGAGCAAAGAACCAGGUGAAAGCAGAGUACCUGAUGUCUAUUGAGAGCUCUGAGGGUCUGAUAGAGGAGAUCGGCGCUCAGGCUCUGACCACAGCAACGUACCAGGUCCCUGAGACUGUCCUCCAGGCUAUAGAUGCUGUCACCCAUGAUGACGUGAUCAAGGCUGCCAACAAAUUUGUGAAUGGCAAGAAGACCAUGGCGGCUAGUGGACUCCUCAUUAAUACACCAUUUGUGGAUGAGUUAUGAAAUGAGAUAUAGGAAACGCUGAUUUUAACUUGGGCAUACAAUGCUGGGCUGCUUGAAAUGGAAAGAGGACCUGAAAAGCACAGCCUCCUGCAACAAAUCAUUCAGUGUCAUCAAUCGCUUGUUUUCUGUCGUGCAGUAAACACCAACAUGGAGCUGGAGAAAAAUAAUGCUAUUUUUCUUGGUGUUUGUCAUUUUCACUGUAUAUCUAUGUAAAUUAAAGUAACAAUGGUAAUAACA